This is a messenger RNA of Umbelopsis ramanniana AG, 1368 nucleotides long. RefSeq lists its product as uncharacterized. The transcript has 4 exons. Lineage: Eukaryota; Fungi; Mucoromycota; Umbelopsidomycetes; Umbelopsidales; Umbelopsidaceae. Bases 67 to 1203 code for a protein of 378 amino acids. Gene Ontology annotation, molecular function: oxidoreductase activity. The record is from RefSeq and is a predicted model, not a curated record.
ACCCUUGACGCAGCUGGUUUGAUACUUUCCACUACUCCUUUUACCUUUUAACUCACUUAUACAAAUAUGCAGUUUCGUAACAUACAGUUGCCCGCUUCACAAACAGGCGUUGAUUUCGGUGUGGAACUCGUCGGCUGUGACCUUGAGAACCUCACUGAGGAACAGUUCAAGGAAAUUGAAAAGGCUGUCUACACACACCAAGUCCUAGUCAUCCGUAACCAAAGCCACGUUUCUCCUGAGACUCAGUACAAGCUGACCAAGAGAUUCGACCCGGAAGUUGACACGUAUGGCCACGGCACUUCUCACCAGUCUAAGAAAAGUGUCAUUGCUAGAGACCUUUCUCCUCUCCCCGGUGUACCCCAAGUGCAGCUACUUGGUCAUGGUACUGUUCACAACCAUCAUGGUAUCGAGGAACGUAAGCUUAACCAUCCCAGCCAUAGAAGCUUCCACCAAACUCAGUUGUCGGAGGAGGACGAAAAGGCUGGCAAGACCAGAUUCUACCGAUGGCAUAUGGAUGCUGCACUUUAUGAGCUCAACCCACCUCUUAUUACGACAUUGUUUGCCGUUCAGACACCCGAACACCGCAGAGAGCUGGUUGUUUAUGAUGAUGGAAGUGAUCAGAGCAUGGACGUGCAACUUGGUACUACUGCCUUCAUAUCUGGUGCACAUGCUUUUGAUAUCCUUUCACCUGAGAUGAAGGACCUCGCAUUUCGCACUCAAGUCAAGUAUGCUGCCCAUCCAUAUCUUUGGAUCUCUAAGGCAAGAGCACACUCUACUGGAUUAGGCAUUGUUUCGGAAGGUAGAGAGCUUCCCAAGGAAGAGCUCCCUCCAAUUAAAGAAGAGGCUAUCAAGAUCUACCCCAUGCUUUGGAAGAACCCUGUCACUGGCAAGAUCCACCUCCAAGUUCACCCAUGUGCUGUUGAGGAUCUAAUCAUAGAUGGCAAGCCUGUGGGUGAUCUGAACAAGGUUCGCGAACUUCUUUAUCAGAUCCAGCGUCCUGCAAUCAACCCAGAAAAUAUAUUGGCUCACGAAUGGGAGGAUGGCGAUAUGGUCAUUUUCCACAACCGAGGUGUUCUUCACAGCGUUGUUGGUAGCCUGCGUGAUGAUGACAAGCGUAUUUACCAUCAAUGCAACUUAGCUAGCGCUAAGGAACCCGAGGCUCCUAGCGAAGAAGAUCGCAAGCCUUACAUCCUUGCCCACUAAAUACUUGUAUUCCAUUGUCCAUUAUUUUAUUUGUCUAAAAAGAACAAAAACCUUGUCAUAAAAAAAUAAAAAUUAUCAAAUAUUACUUUUUUGUAGAGCAGUGUAGAGAAAUGCUUGGGUAUCAAUUAUUGGCGAUGUGUAUGUCAAUGUGAGGGUAUAAGUGAG